Branchiostoma floridae (Florida lancelet) is the source of this 2230-nucleotide messenger RNA. RefSeq names its product alpha-2,8-sialyltransferase 8B-like. Gene Ontology annotation, biological process: oligosaccharide metabolic process; N-glycan processing. Gene Ontology annotation, molecular function: alpha-N-acetylneuraminate alpha-2,8-sialyltransferase activity. The record is from RefSeq and is a predicted model, not a curated record. The coding region runs from base 139 to 1122 and encodes 327 amino acids. Lineage: Eukaryota; Metazoa; Chordata; Leptocardii; Amphioxiformes; Branchiostomatidae. The transcript has 3 exons.
GACUGUAAGGUAAUAUUGGUGGAAUUUUCAGAGUCAACCACGGCCUUGCGAUGUGUCCUGUAUUUUUUCCCUUUUGAUUAUUCCUUUUCCUGUCAACGUUCUUCUUGAAGUUUUCUCUCAUUUCAAACUAGACUUUACAUGUACUAUUGCAGUGAAGACGUGACAAUGCCUGUUCGGCAAUACAAGCUGCAGAGAAACCUGACAACAAACGUGACUGUUCAGCCUGGCGUGACAUCCCGUGAACCGGUCCAGGCGUCUGUCUCUCUUUCACCCGACCCCACAUGGACCUUUAACGCCCAAGCGGUGCAAGAUCUAAGGAAAUCUACCUCGAGACUACACCCUGACGUAUUCCUUGAGAGAAGCACGUUGGGGAAUACGAAGGAAAAACCUCCACCGACCUGUAAUGUUACAACGAAACGCAGCAACACCACAGUGUGCCCAUCACAACACAACGUCGGUCAUUACCGAACAUGUGCUGUUGUGGGCAACAGCGGCAUACUCCUGGGGAGCGAUUGCGGUCCCGCCAUCGACUCCAAAGACUACAUCAUACGGAUAGACCUCCCGGCUGUGAAGGGGUUUGAAAGAGACGUUGGACGGAGGACAAACAUGACAGUUUUGAACAUGAGCACGCCAAAGCGACUUGAAACCUCGUCACAGAUGACGAACCGGAGUCAGGAUGUGUACAAGAGUCGUUUGCAGAACAUCGACGGUUCAGUUUUAGUGGCAGACAGACUGUCCGUGGGUAAACUAAGGAGGGCUCUCAUGAAGUACCGACUGUCCUUCGUCUUGUUCAUCAGUUCAAAGAGGCUGAAAAUGGGUAGUGGAGUUCGCAGUGUGGCGUCUGGAAUAUCCGGGAAACGCUCUGUCGGAAGUCCGUCCACUGGCCUUGUCACUGUGUUCAUGGCUAGCACUUUUUGUGACCAGCUCCAUCUGUACGGCUUCUUCCCUUUCCAACGGGAUGAGAAGAAGAGACCCGUGCCCUACCACUACUACCCGGGCGAUUCCGUCAAGCCGAUCCUCCAGGCUGGAAAGCACCACAUGAGUAACGAGUACAAUUUGUACAAGAAGUUACAGAAACGGGGCGUUUUGAAGCUUCAAGUUGGGAAGUGUGGAAAACAGUGAAAAUUCUACAUCUCUCGCAACACUACAUCUCGACUUUUGGGACAAGGCUAAAAAAACAGCCAAAGGAAGCUGCACAAGACCAAUGCCAUUAGGUACACAAGAUGAUGAAUGUUUUUUCUUGCAAUUGUGUUGGAACAAAGCUUUUAACUGUUCAACUAUGGUUUCUACCAACGCAGAUGAGUCUUCAUUCGAAGAUCUCGUUAAUAGCAUGUACUAAAAGAAGAGAAAAAAAUCCCCAGUGACGGACCACAUUGCUAGAAGCAACUGUGUGUUUAGCUGGGCAAGGAAAUAGACAAGAUAACAGUCGUAUUCGGUGGAUCAAGGAGGUGGUCUGGACAAGAAAGUCAACCAUUGCAUCAUCAUGGAUAGAUUGUUCAGCUUCUUCUUCUUUCACAAAAUAGGACUGAAAUUUGGAUGCGGAAAAUGCGGAUGCGUAGUACGCGGAUGUUGUCCAUAAUAUCAAGUCUGGGUGGUAUGCAACCCAAAUGAUCAACAUUCUUAGUGUACAUAUACAUGUAUAAUCAGUUAGAUAUCUGUUUUUACAAUGCACUAACGUUACGUUAACGUUGUCACACGCUCUUUCCAACUGUCUUAUCGUUCGUUUUUGUGUGCAACUUAGCCUGAUCUUCAUUCGCGCACACAUCAGAGUUGCUGGGAGAGAAUAAAGUCUGUGUAACAAAACUAUUCCCGUUUCUAUUCAUAUAGAGCCGUACUUAAGGAUCAUAAGGUUCUUUGAUCUGUCAAUAAUACUAUACAUACAUUUAUAUAUGGGACGUAUAAAAGUAUGUAUGUGUGUGUGUGUGUGAGCGUACAUGUGUGUGUGUUUGCAUGUAACGUUACGUGGCUGUGAGUGCAAGUGCAAGUAAAUCUCAAAAUUAUCAUCUUCACUCUUUUUCAAUUAACUUGAAUGCCUCAUUCAGUAAAAACAGCCCCUUUAUUGUAUGUUCGGUACAUAUCAUAUUACAACAUAUUAAGCAUUUACACUGUAAUGCAACUUCCCGUAGUAAUAAGCCUGAAGUACAUGUAUUUUUCAAUGUUUAUAAAUUCAACUUUACAAAUUGUUUCAUUGCUGCAUCCAUGCAGUAUUCCAUUCUCAUACAAAUUAUAA